GGUACACCUGUCAGCCUGAAGAAAGGUCUCCAAAUAACAAUGUUAGACAUAAAUUAUCACAAUGUGCUUGUAUGACAUUAUAAUGAAAUCCAUUGAAAAAAUUCUUGCAAUUUCCAUUGUAAAACAGAAUGGCUCUUCACCAUUGCUCCUGGCUGCAGAGAGAGGACACACCGAGAUGGUGAAGAUACUGCUGUUACACCAUGCUAGAGUGGACGUAUUUGAUGAGCAUGGUAAAGCCGGGCUUCAUUUGGCGGCAGAGAAUGGCCAUGAUCAGAUCUCGGAUAUCCUGCUCUGGCACAAGGCGUUUGUCAAUGCCAAAACCAAGCUCGGCUUGACACCACUUCACCUAGGAGCACAAAAUGGCUACAACAGGCUGGUAAAGCUUCUGGUAGAGACCCAUGCCUCUAGUAUUGAUGCACUCUCUCUGUCCAAACGGACACCUCUACACUUGGCAGCAGCAAAUGGGCAACUUGAUGUCUGCAACAGUUUACUCAAGAUGAAGGCGGAUGUGAAUGCUACAGAUAUUGUAAGUCGACUGGAACACAUUUAAUCCAACAAUUGCCUGAUAAACGUGAGGCCUGAGUCCAAAGAAUCUCCCAGAAUAUAAUGUUGGUCCUAACUACAAAGCAAGAACU
Molecule: messenger RNA, 635 nt
Organism: Leucoraja erinaceus (little skate)
Lineage: Eukaryota; Metazoa; Chordata; Chondrichthyes; Rajiformes; Rajidae
Product: ankyrin repeat and protein kinase domain-containing protein 1-like
Exons: 3
Coding region: 62-550 (162 amino acids)
Biological process (GO): GPI anchor biosynthetic process
Cellular component (GO): glycosylphosphatidylinositol-N-acetylglucosaminyltransferase (GPI-GnT) complex
Molecular function (GO): protein binding
Source: RefSeq, a predicted model, not a curated record